CCCAUCUCACAUAACAUGUCCCAUAUAUAAUGUGAAACCUCAACCAGGCAUGCAAAAAAGCCAAAGUGAAAGAAUAAAUAAUGAAUAAAAAAAGAGUCUUGCUUGACCGAGCGCCAACUGCGCCGGCGUUGCGUGGGGCAGCCGACAAAUGCGCCCAAGAGGACAACCAAAAACUCAAAACUUGGAAAAGCCUACAAACAUCUAACAACUCUUCUAAAUCGUCUAGCUCUCUCUCUCUCUCUCUCUCUCUCUCUCUCUCUCUCUCUAAACCAUAGCAAGCAACAAGCACUUUGCAAUUCAACAUGGAUCACCCCCAUCCAUCUCUUUAUCCCAAUUAUAUUCCCCGCUGAUGAUAUCUAUGUCAAUAUUGUCAAGUCAACGGUCAGAAUAGUUGGCUUGCCUUAAUCUCAUCUCUCUCCAUUUGCUUUCUAUAUAUAUCAUCUCUACCUCCCUCUAAUCAAAUCUUAUAUCCCAUCUCUCUCUCUCUCUCUCUCUCUCUGAUAUGCAAUAGGUUCUAAUAUAUACAGUGACCCUUUCGACAUCGUAAUUAGUUCUUAAUUAACUGAUUGAUUUCCUUUUUUGGAUAAUUAUUAAGACUAGUUAGCUGAGGCAACUGAUUCACAAUGAACCCUGCAAAGCUCCAGCUGGAUGAGGAUCGUCAACAUUCAGUUAGUAGAGAUCAGAUGAUGAUGAUGAAUGGCAACCGCCCCUCCCCAUUGAAGAUCAACAAGGCUUCCUAUCUCAUUCAAAAACCUCCCAACAAUAAUAAUUCCUCUUCCCGCAUGGCCAAUCAACAGCAUCCCCAUGAACACCAACAACACCACCAGCAACAGCGGCAGCCGGUGAUCAUUUACACCCAAUCUCCCAAGAUCAUCCACACGCAGGCACGUGAUUUCAUGGCUUUGGUCCAAAAGCUCACCGGCCUCGACCAACCCCAACAACCUGAAUCUACUACUACUACUGAUGAUCAUGUUCAUGUAAAGCUGGACGCUUCGUCGUUGUCGCAGGGGCGAAGAAAUCAAGAUGACCAGAUCAUCGACAUUAACAACAUGAAUAGUACUGCAAGUCAGUCUAUAAUUAGCAGCUGCAGCCACGAUGACAAUGAUCAGUCGUCUUCGGGUCUCACGGAUGAGAAUUGUGAUCAAAAUAAUAACAAGAAUGUUGAUGUUGUUCAUCAUCAAGGAAACAAAGGCAGCUUAUCGUCGUCUUGUGGAUAUUAUCCUCCCAAUGCCAUGUUCAGCCACCCAAGCCAGCCCUAUUUUGCAGACAUCCCUCUGUUCACGCCAACUUCGACUUCUUCGACCGAUUUCUUCUGCUCCCCUCGGCCUCUUUACAGAUUCUCAGAUUCCUCGUCGCAUGCGUCUCCCAAUGUUAACGUGGGUGGUUCCAUUUCUCCUUCCAUGUUCAAGUUCAUCAAGGGACUCACAGAGUAUUGACAUCAUUCAUUCAUUCAUAAGCAGCAGCAGCAGCAAACUUUGAUUUAUUGUUUAAUUGAUUCGUUAAUUUUCUGUUUAUUUUUUGGAUUUUAUGUCCAUUGUCCAUAGCUGAAUUAAUAAUUGAUUCAUUUGUUCUUGUUUUCUUCAUUUGUGUUUCUUAAUUUAGAUGUGUUCACUAGCUAUCUAACGGGGAAAGAAACUUAAUUUGAUCGAUGCUAUGCUUAUUAUUGGCUUAAUUA
This is a messenger RNA of Prunus persica (peach), 1675 nucleotides long. RefSeq names its product VQ motif-containing protein 20-like. NCBI's taxonomy places the organism in Eukaryota, Viridiplantae, Streptophyta, Magnoliopsida, Rosales, Rosaceae. The transcript has a single exon. The record is from RefSeq and is a predicted model, not a curated record. Gene Ontology annotation, cellular component: nucleus. Bases 624 to 1436 code for a protein of 270 amino acids.